AUGACGCAGGAGUGCUACUGUUACAUUAAAAUUCGUAUGUAUCGCGGCUGCAGCCGGCUCCGCUCCCGGCCUGCGGGGCUGUGCGAGGUGAGGCGGGGCUGCGGAGCCCUGAGAGAGCCGGGCCCGCUGCGCCUGCAGGAGGCACGAGGCAGAGGCGGCGCGGAAGGUUCGCGAAGGCUGCGCGGGGCUGUUUAUGGAGACCGAGGCGAGCGCGGCCCAGCCCGGCCCCGCUGCCCCCCGUGCCCUCAUGGCCGCCGCCGCUUUCCCUUUCGCGGCUCUGCUGCCUCCGCCGCCUCUGCGGCCGCAGCCACCGGCGCAGCUGCCACCGCCUGCGCAGGCCUCGGGCGGCUGCCGCCCACAAGCCCUGGAGGGCGUACUUCCCUUCCGCGAAAGCAGAAGCGCAACUGCUGGAACCAGGACCCACUGGAGCAGAAGAUGAUGAUCCCGGGGAUGCCCACGGUGAUCCCGCCUGGGCUGACGCGCGAGCAGGAGCACGCCUACAUCGUGCACCUGCAGAUUGAAUACCCGACCUGCAAACUGUGCAUGGGCAACCUGGGCAUCCCCUCUAGCCCCGAGGACGGGUCUCCUUCCCCAGAACCCAUCUACAACAGUGAGGGGAAGCACCUGAACACGCGCAAGAAGCUGGAGGAGGAGAGGCACAACCUCAUCACCAAGAUGGUGGCCCUGAAUCCUGACUUCAAGCCCCCAGCUGACUACACGCCACUGGCAAUGUGGGUGAGUGACAAGGUGAUGAUCCCACAAGAUGAGUACCCCGAGAUCAACUUCAUGGGGCUCCUCGUUGGGCCCAGGGGGAACACGCUGAAGAGCAUCGAGAAGGAGUGCAACGCCAAGAUCAUGAUCAGGGGCAAGGGCUCGGUGAAGAAGGGCAAGAUGUGCUGCAAGGACAGGCAGAUGCUGCCAGGUGAGGACGAGCCCCUGCAUGCCCUCAUCACCGCCAACGCCAUGAAGAACAUCAAGAAGGCUGUGGAGCAGAUCAGGAACAUCCUGAAGCAGAGCAUCAAGACCCCCGAUCAAGAUCCCGAGGAGCAGAACGAUCUGCACAAAAUGCAGCUGCAGGAGCUGGCAGUGCUCAACGGGACCCUGCAGGAGGAUGACAACCACAUCCUGAGGCUGUGGCAGAGCACCGAGACUCGCAGCAUCACCAACACCACAGUGUGCACCAUCGGCGGGGCUGGGCACGUCGCCUCUGACUGCAAGUUUGCCUGGCCUGGGGACCCACAGUCGGCGCAGGACAAGGCACAGAUGGGCAAUGAGUACUUCUCCCUGAUGGCCGAGCUGGGUGAGGCCCCGGUGUCUGUGAGCCCACAACAAAAGCCCUUUGUCCAGCAGCCAUCGAGCUGCCAGGCAGGCUGGGGUACAGCUCCCCCCGAGGCGUCCCCCUGGAUAAGCUCACUGCCCUCGGAGAAUUGCCCAUACCACGAGGGGCCAGGGGGGCCUGGGGUUCCCCACAGACUGUGUGUUACCACCUCUGUGUUCCUUUCAAGAUCCCAAGCCCCUCUCCAAAGUACAGUAAGCAUCAAUACCCCUGUUUCACCGCUGGAGUAA
Messenger RNA from Motacilla alba alba, 1566 nucleotides. Its product is annotated as splicing factor 1-like. Gene Ontology annotation, molecular function: mRNA binding. Gene Ontology annotation, biological process: regulation of mRNA splicing, via spliceosome. The record is from RefSeq and is a predicted model, not a curated record. Lineage: Eukaryota; Metazoa; Chordata; Aves; Passeriformes; Motacillidae. Gene Ontology annotation, cellular component: nucleus.